AUGAGACAUCAAGCCCCACCAACACUCCAGCAGCUAGCGUUCGAGAGCCUACUGAAGAAGGAGGCCUUGACCAUUUCUGGUCUAGCCGGCUUGCCCUGGUUCCUGUUCCCAGCAGCAUUUGAGAGGGCCUUCAGGAACAAUCAGACCAACAUCCUGCGGGCCAUGGUGCCUGCCUGGCCAUUCACAAGCCUUCCUGUAGGAAUCCUGAUGAAGACCCCACACCUGGAGACUUUGAAAGCUCUACUUGAUGGACUAGAUGUGCUGAUUACAGAGGAGCCUUGCCCCCGCCGCGGGAAAAUCAGAGUGCUGGAUUUGACAAAUAGGGAUACCUGUGUCAAUCGGAGUCAAUCCUGUGAAAGGGAAUUCUUUCUUCAGUUCACGAGAGAGAAGACAGUGGAGACGUGUCCUUACUCACGAGGAAAGAAAUAUCUACAUGUCAUAAAUGAUCUAAAAAUCAUGGAGAGUAGGUGUGGUGAAUGUACCACAUACUUGUGGCGAUGGGCCCAGCAGAGACAAAAUUCUGUUCAUUUGUGCUAUCCAAAGAGCGAUAUUUUGACAUCAAAAUUGUUUCCCACAGCCAUAGACUUCUUAAAGUCUGUAGAUCUCCACUGUGUAAGGGAGCUGGAGGUGAGAUUUUUAUGUAUAGAAGACAUGGGUCCUUUUGGACCAUACCUGAGACAGAUGCAAAACCUUCACACACUCCGUUUGGCAUACAUUCGUAAGGAUUCAAGCAUCAGUGGAUCUCAAGAGCUGGAAGAGGAAUGCAUGAACAAAUUGGUAUCACAAUUACCCAAACUCCACUGUCGCCAGCAUCUCUAUAUCGACGAUUCUCCUGCUCUAGUUGGCAGCCUGGCUGAUUGUCUCGGGUGCCUGAAGAAGCCCUUGGAGACCCUGUCCAUCACUCACUGUUAUAUCAUACAGAGAGACUUGGAUUACCUGCCCCUGCGCCUGAACCUUUCUUCGCUUAAACAUCUCUACUUGUCUUACACAAUGUUGGACAGGUGUAUUCAGCCACUUGGCUAUCUCCUUGAGAGCGUGAAAGGCACCUUGGAAACUCUUGACCUGGCCGGAUGUCGGCUGGAGGAUUCUCAAUUUAGUGCUUUGAUGCCUGCCCUGAGUCAAUGCUCCCAGCUCCUCAAGAUUGAUUUUUACAUGAAUGAACUGUCUCUACCCGUCCUGAAACAACUGCUUCACCACACAGCCAAGCUGAACAAGCUAACCAAAGAGACAUACCCUGUCCCUCUGGAGUACUAUGAUGGAUGCCGAGUGCUUGUACGCAGAUUUGAUGAACUUGGUCCUGAGCUUCUGGAUAUACUCAGAUCUGAAAAACAGCUCAAGGAAGUCUGUUUUUUCGCAGUCGCCGGCCCUACCUGUUAUGUGCGCUAUGCCUAUGACCUGAAAGGCAGCCGUUGCUUGGGAAAUACUGCAGCAGCAAGUUGCCCAGUGAUGCCGAUGGAAUACUCUUAUGCUCGAGCUAUGGUUGAAAAGGUUUGGAUUAUCGAACCUUUAGACUGCUCCCCACAGAGCCCCCUACCAUGA
Messenger RNA from Alexandromys fortis (reed vole), 1539 nucleotides. Its product is annotated as oogenesin-1-like. Gene Ontology annotation, biological process: negative regulation of apoptotic process; positive regulation of cell population proliferation; negative regulation of DNA-templated transcription. The transcript has a single exon. The record is from RefSeq and is a predicted model, not a curated record. Gene Ontology annotation, cellular component: cytoplasm. Lineage: Eukaryota; Metazoa; Chordata; Mammalia; Rodentia; Cricetidae. Bases 1 to 1539 code for a protein of 512 amino acids.